Molecule: messenger RNA, 1618 nt
Organism: Amphimedon queenslandica
Lineage: Eukaryota; Metazoa; Porifera; Demospongiae; Haplosclerida; Niphatidae
Product: N-acetylgalactosamine kinase-like
Exons: 1
Coding region: 87-1520 (477 amino acids)
Biological process (GO): carbohydrate phosphorylation; galactose metabolic process
Cellular component (GO): cytoplasm; cytosol
Molecular function (GO): galactokinase activity; ATP binding
Source: RefSeq, a predicted model, not a curated record
GACUUACCGUCUGCGCAUGUGCAGCAGUUUGCUAAUGAAUCAAUUAUCUUUCAGCAAAAAAGGGUGUGGCUGGGCUUUGAGCAAUCAUGGACGUUUCUCCAACCUUUACAACUCUGACUGACCUUGCACAGGGCAGCUCCACAAACGAGGGACGCUACGAGACUCUAGUGAGCAAAUUUACCGAUAAAUAUGGCCGACCUCCAACCCAUUUAGCCAGAUCACCAGGACGAGUCAACCUGAUUGGAGAACACAUUGAUUACUGUGGUUAUGGGGUGCUACCCAUGGCCAUUGAGCAAGAUAUUGUAAUGGCGUUUGCUGCAACUGAUUCAAACACCAUAAGCAUAGCUGAUAUCGAAGAAGAUAAGUAUGCAGCUAAAGAUAUAGAUCUUUCUUCCGAUUGGCGCAAUUUCUCUUCAAAUGGGGCCGUGCCAUGGUACAACUAUUUCCUCUGUGGGUUUAGAGGUAUCAUUGAAGAAUUCUCAAUUUUGUCUCCAGUCGGUAUUCAAGUAAUGAUGGAUGGAUCUAUACCGCCUAGUUCAGGUCUCUCGAGUUCUUCUGCCCUCGUCUGCUGUUCCUCAAUAGUUACUCUAGUCUCUAACUCUGUCCCCCUACCAUCAAAGACCAGGUUAGCUGAUAUAUGUGCUUCGUCCGAGCGAUACAUUGGAACUCAAGGAGGAGGGAUGGAUCAAGCCGUCUCGUUCCUUGCCCAACCUGGACGUGCUUUGAAAAUUGAUUUCAAUCCAUUGACCUCAUCUCCAGUCACCCUACCAGCUGGCUAUUCUUUUGUUGUCUCUCAUUGCGGAGAGUCAAUGAAUAAAGCUGCUACUUUUUCUUUUAAUGAAAGAGUAGUUGAGUGCAGACUGGCUGCUAAAGCAUUGGCUUCUUUGCAAGGAAUAGAAUGGAGGAAUAUUUCUAAAUUUGCUGAUCUUCAAAAUGCGCUGGGCUACACCCUUAAGCAGAUGGUAUCUUUGGUACAAGAUAAGCUUCAUGAAGAUUCUUAUACCAAAGAUGAAAUCUGUGGGAUACUAGGACUAAAGAUCAAGGGGGAUGAAUUGGUUGGAGAGGUUUUGAGCAGCAUGAGUCCUCAGGCUCAAAAAGCAGCUGCAGAAUUGAGCCGUUAUAAGCUCUACCAGAGAGCACUGCAUGUGUUUGCUGAAGCCGAUCGCGUUGAGCAGUUCAAGAUGAUCGCAAAUGGAGAAGAAGCUGUUGAAGAUGUUGGUGCUAGUCUUGGAGAAUUAAUGAAUGCGAGUCAUUCCAGCUGCUCUAAGCUUUACGAGUGCUCCUGUCCUGCCCUUGACACUCUUGUUAGCAAUUGUGUGGCUUCAGGUGCGUCAGGAUCACGGCUCACCGGAGCUGGUUGGGGCGGCUGUUCGGUAUCUAUUGUCUCCGAUAGUUCUUUAGAGAAGUUUCUGGAAGGAUUACGUGGAGCGUUUUUCAAAGGAAAAACUGACGAAGAAUUGAAGACCAAGCUUUUUGCAACAAGGCCUGGUCCAGGGGCUGCUCUGUGUCACCUGAAAUAACUUGAAUUGAUUGAAAAAAUUGCAUUUUGUAAAAAAAUGACUUUUUGUGAGAUAAAAAAAAGAAAAAAAAGAGCGCCCAACGUGGGGCUCGAACCCAC